GAUGUGAUGCAAGCAGGAGAGAGUCGACACCACAAAGAGCUGAUGGAUCUGCAGAGUAAACUGUCCUUCGAUGAGCCCAUCAACAUCCAGUUCACAUCAGGGACUACAGGGAGUCCAAAGGCAGCAUGUCUUUCCCACCACAACAUUGUAAACAAUGCUUAUUUUUUGGGUCUUCGAAUGGGUUAUGACUGGAGACCUCAGGUGCGAGUGUGUGUGCCUGUACCCAUGUACCACUGCUUUGGCUCUGUGGCUGGAGGGAUGAGUAUGGCAGUACAUGGCAUCACACUGGUCUUCCCUUCCCCUGGCUACAACAGCCGAGCCAACCUAGAGGCCAUUCAGAGUGAAAAGUGCAAUUUUGUCUAUGGCACUCCCACAAUGUACACUGACAUGCUCAGCCAACCAGAUUUACACAAGUACGAUUUGUCAUCAGUUGAAGCUGGUCUCAUGGGAGGUUCUCCAUGCCCUCCUCAGAUUGUGAGAAGACUGAGAACAGACAUGAACAUGAAAGAAAUAACGUUAGCUUAUGGAACCACUGAGAACAGCCCCGUAACAUUUCUGGGAUUCCCACAAGACAACGAGGACCUGAAGAUAAAUACUGUUGGAUGUAUCAUGCACCACACUGAGGCCAAAGUGGUGGACCCUACUACUGGGGAGAUUGUCCCUCUGGGGGCCUCAGGAGAGCUGAUGAUCAGAGGCAGCUGUGUGAUGCAUGGAUACUGGGACGAUCCGGAUAAGACCAGAGAGGUUAUCUCCCAAGACCGCUGGUACAGGACUGGUGACACGGCCAGUCUGAACAGUCUGGGAUACUGCCGCAUUGAAGGACGCAUAAAGGACACGAUCAUCCGAGGAGGGGAGAACAUCUACCCUGCUGAGAUAGAGCAGUUCCUUGCUACACAUCCCAAAGUUCAGGAGGUGCAG
This is a messenger RNA of Epinephelus lanceolatus (giant grouper), 918 nucleotides long. NCBI's taxonomy places the organism in Eukaryota, Metazoa, Chordata, Actinopteri, Perciformes, Serranidae. The record is from RefSeq and is a predicted model, not a curated record.